UCCCAACUCUUGUAGUUCUGAAAGAAGUGUUCUAUUUUCAAAUGAUGGGAUCCAUAUCCUACUUAGCCAGUCAGGAAAACAAGGAGUUACAGAGAUGGCAACUUUUCCUGCCCACCUUCUUUGACUGCAGAUCAGCUGGCUCCAGCUUCAAGCAGUAUAGCAAAGGUGAAAUAAGAGAAGCCCGGUGUGUGUGGUGGGGAGAGCAGCUAUUCUGAGCUAUUCUGAGUUAUGUUUAAGUAACAAGGUUCAUUUAGGGGGUUGCUGCUAGGUUUGUCAGAAGGCAUUUGUCACAGCAUCAUGCUGCAGGCUUUUCCCUCCAGCCGGAUUUCUGUGUACAGCAUUCCAGCUCCGGACGCUGAACGGGCUUCAGGGCAGGAAAGUCUACGCGUUUCCUACUGCCCGUCCUACCAAGAAGGUGUGUGCCAAAAGUAUAAUUUCUUCAAAAGGAUGAAGUUGUGUUUCUGGAGGAGAUGUCUUCUAGGAAUAUUACCUACAGUUUCUUUAACAGUUACAGCAAUCCUGCUAGUCCUGCACUACUCACUCUCUCCAGCUUUUUCCUUUACAUAUAUCAGUGGAAGUGUAGAAAUUCCUAAUUUGACUUAUACAAAUGACCUCAAUGAUCCAACGUCACAGAAGUUCCUCCUGCAAGCAAAAGCAGUCCAAAAUUAUUUGGCAGAAACAUACGAAUCUUCCUUCUUGGGAAAGUACUACUUGAAGUCUGUAGUGGCUACUUUCAGUGAAGGAGAAUCUGGGCUUCGAGCUUAUUUCUGGAAUACAUUCUGGGCACCACAAGAUAUGGUUGCUUCUCUUAAAAAAUUAACCCCAGUGGAGCAAAAAGAAAUCUGUAGUAAACAAGCAGCUCCCUUGUUCAGUUCUGGGGAGGAGGAUUUUGAUCUUGAUACAAUGGAGCUUUUUGUUUCAGAUUCCAUAGAAUAUGAUGUGAUGCUAAAAUCAGCAGUAUCCUUCGACCUGUAUGCCAAGCCAGGUAACAACAGGACUCUAACUCUGAUGAAUCCCAAAAAGUCAUUUUAUCAAUGGAGACUGCGAGUUCCUUCUAACUAUGUGGUGAGACUGGUAGUUAUCACUCUGCGUGGUGUUACUCCAGAAAGCUGUGCAUCACACCACUUGUCAGCAUAUGAUUUCCUUCUUCCACUGCAGAACAAGAUCAUUACCAGAUGGUGUGGGCCUGGGGCCUGGACUCCUUCUGUUGUGCGUUUAACUUCAUCAAGUAAUGUAAUGUUGCUUACCUUCUCACUGGACCGAAGAGGAGAAAGAAACAUAUUAAAAGCUCACUUUCAAGCCAUUCCUAAAAUCAUAUGUGGUGGUCAUUAUACUUCCUGGAAUGGGACACUAAGUUCCCCUUAUUACCCAAGUUACUACCCACCAAACAUUGACUGCACCUGGAUCAUCAAGGCACCAUUGCCUGACUACAAACUCUCAAUAAAAAUCCUUGUAAUACAAAUUCAAGAGAAGUCUCCAGGGUCCAAUAAAUGUGAUAAAGACUGGUUAGAAAUUGAUGGAGUUAGAUACUGUAAAGCUCUUUCAGAAAACAACAGAAACAGAGAAUAUGGAUAUUCUGUUGAAAUCAACUUCCACUCUGAUGAGCUGGUCACCCACAGAGGGUUUUAUAUUGAAUACAAAGCUUUCAGGCACACAGACCGUUGUAGUCCAGAACAAUUGAACUGUGGUGAUGGGAAGUGUAAACCUCAGUAUAAGUCUUGUAAAGAUGAUGACAGCUGCAGGCAGGACAGUGAUGAAAACAACUGCUCCUACAAAAGUUGCUCCCCUUAUGCAUACAAAUGCCUCAAUGGAAAAUGCUUGCUGAAACCAAAUCCUGAGUGUGAUGGGAAAAGAGACUGCACAGAUGGAUCUGAUGAAAUGAAUUGUGGUGUGGUAGCAUUUAUUUUAAAAUUUAAACGGGCAAGUACUCACCUUUUUACCAAUUGCACAGUAAGGCCUAAGGGUAAAAGUUUGUGUCAAGGAUGGCAAAGUGAAUUAACCAGUGGGCUUUUUACUAAUUUAUUAAAUAAUUUCUUGUUAGCUUGUGGAAGACGCCAGCUUAAGAAAACCAGAAUUGUUGGAGGUGAAGACGCGAGAUCUGAGAAGUGGCCUUGGCAAGCGAGUUUACAGAUGGGGGCACAUGGCCACGUGUGUGGUGCAUCUGUGAUUUCCAACAGGUGGCUUGUAUCUGCUGCCCAUUGCUUCCUGGAUUCUCAUUCUGUGAGAUACUCCGUUCCAAUGGGAUGGAGAGCAUAUAUGGGCUCACAUACUAUUAAUGAAAAGAGCAAUCGUGUAGCUGUGAGAUCAAUCAUAAGGAUUAUUGUCCACCCACAGUACGACCAAGCUAUCUCAGACUAUGACAUUGCCCUGUUGGAAAUGGAGACACCUGUACUCUUCAGUGAGCUGGUACAGCCCAUUUGUUUACCCAGCACCUCUAGAGUAUUUCUUUAUGGAACUGUCUGCUAUGUAACUGGCUGGGGAGCCAUAAAAGAAAAUAGUCAUCUUGCCAAAACUCUGCAGGAAGCUCGAGUGAGAAUGAUUAACCAAAGUGUUUGCAACAAGCUCUAUGAUGAUCUUAUUACUUCACGUAUGCUGUGUGCUGGGAAUCUUAAUGGUGGUGUUGAUGCAUGCCAGGGAGAUUCUGGAGGUCCCUUGGCCUGCACAGGGAAGGGCAAUAGGUGGUACCUUGCUGGCAUUGUGAGCUGGGGUGAAGGGUGUGCCCGGCGCAAUCGUCCUGGUGUGUACACCAGGGUGACAGCCCUUUAUGACUGGAUCCGUCGGAACACAAACUGAUGAGCCAAGGAGAAAAUGCAGAUCACCUCUGUGUGAAAGCUGCUUCCUACUGUAGUCAAUUUGGUGAUACAACAUGAAAAUGCCAUUGACUGUUCCUUUGUGAAAGAAUACACUUUUUUAAUGAAGAAACUAUCAGUUGUGGUUCACCUAGCAAUAACUGUCCAGCCUCAGAGGAACUUCAGAUUCCUUAUGGAUUCAUCUUCCUUAUACCUAUUUGCAGAAACAGCACUGCAUUAAAAACAAAAUGAAAUGGAUUAAAACCUGUAACAAAAGUCCAGCCAUAGCUCAUUUGUAACCCUUCUCCUCUCCCUCCUCGUCCCUUGUUAUCUAUAUUUGUUUUCACAUAUGCAUAUCUGGCUAAAAAUGGCCACAUGCCAUAUAUAUAUUCCUAUAUAUAUUCCAUUCUUUAGGGAUGUUACAGGAUUCUAAACAUAAAUAAUUAUUUAUGUUCUCAAAAAUAUAAAUAAUGUAUCGUGUACAAAGCUGAGAUUAAUUUGUUCUAGUUAUGUGCAACUGCAGGACUUUUACAUUCUGGGCUGUAACUUUUGGGGUCUCUUCUGUGUUUUCUUAAAAAUACCAGAUAUAUAGUUCAAAAAUGUUAGGAUGCAAGAAAUUUUCAUUAAAGAACUGGAAAAGCAUAAUUUAGGUUCUUUGGGAUGAUGUCUAAAUAAAAGGAAGGAAUUAAUGAGUUGUGAUUCAUUAAAAAAAAGGAAACUAUAAUGCUUUCUUAAAUUCUCUUUAGAAUAUGAACUAACUUUAGAGUUUAAUGUUUGCAAUAUAUUACAGAUGUAUUUUGCCAGCUCUGGCUCUGGCAUGUAUUGUGAAUUUUUAGCAUGUUCCUGGUAGAUUAGGAUUGUUUUUCCUGCUGUCCUUGGUCCACAGUAAGCAGAGUUUCAGGCCCAGGAAUUAUUUUUUUUGUGUGUAUCUUUCUGGGCUGUGCUCAUAAGGCCACGCUAAAUUGAAAUGGACAUAGAAUGAAAAUGGAAUUAUGUGGUUGGAUGCAUCCUUCAGCUCAAAGAAAGUAAAAGAAGAAAUGACAGCCACAUUCCUUUAACCCUGGUAGUAAAUCUAGGUUUUAUAAUUUUAAUCUCUCGAUGAGCUUAUCACUCCAAAUCUAGCCAAUUUAAGGUUUCCAAAGCUGUUGAUGGGACUUCAGAAUAUCAAUACUUAGCUUAAUAAAAGAAUUGUUUAGAUGGCCUUAAGACCAUUUAGAUGAUCUUUAAGUUAUGCUUAAUAUUUGGAAGUGUUUAGCUUUCACCUUUAAUAUAUAUAUUUUAAAAAUGAAGCUGGCAGUUUGAACACCUUUUAUUACUGUCCACACAGCACUUACUGUGCAGUACAUAAGUGAGAUCUUUAUUUCAUGUUAGAGCCACCUUGGCAGCAUGUGGGGGAAAUGCUGGAAAGAACCAACACUGUAAUCUGUAUGCAGUGAGAUUCCUCCUUCUAACCCUGACAUUGCUUUUCCUUCCUUUUUCCUUUAUCCUGUCAGGCAUCUUGCCCUGGCUUGUGUCAAACUUACAGCAUAAGCUAUGUUCAAAGCCUGUAUGUUAGGAGUUUUGUUUCUCUAGUGGCUACUCAAUUAUUCACACCUUCCUUUUUAAUAAACACAUGCUAAAACUGCAA
Molecule: messenger RNA, 4416 nt
Organism: Cyanistes caeruleus (blue tit)
Lineage: Eukaryota; Metazoa; Chordata; Aves; Passeriformes; Paridae
Source: RefSeq, a predicted model, not a curated record